GCGGCGCUUCUUCAGUUAUAUAUCAGUCUUAAAAAUGACACUAAUCACAUCAGUAACUUGUAACUAUCUUAAUAAUCUGUUAGAGAAGGAGGCGGAGGCAAGUGGCAGACAGCAGGCGUCAGGCGGCGACGUUCAGAUCGUCCACGAACGAGUUGCUGCAACCUCCGCACUCCUAGGGCUCAAACGAUUUUCCGAGUGCGCCUAUCCAGAAAGACAAGAACAGUGGUCCUAGUACGAAUAUUUGUGAUAAUCGUCGAUAAUCGAUAAUCAAAAUUUAUAUUAAAAUUCGCGCAUUACGUAUUAUCGGGCGUAAAGAUACUAAGGCGAUUGUGACAAAUAUUCGUGCUAGGUGCACUGAGCGGUGGAUUGAAUUCAAAGAACGUCGUUGGCCACGCUGAGCCAUGCCGUACAUAAAGCUAGGUGCACGCGCCGCCGGCUCACUCCACAGCCUACCUCGCAGCUGACAGCCUCUCUGUACGCCUUCGUCACACUGCGGCCGACGUAGCUGCCUACAAGUUUAGGCUAAGUUCAGUUGGCGCGAGAUUGUGUGUGAAUGUUGUGCUAAUAUUUUGAGAUUUUUUUGUGCUUUUGUCGCGCGAUGACAGCAGGAAUGGGCGCGGCAAGGCUAGCCGCAGUGCGCGGUGCGGCCCGACAGCUGCUGUUGGUUGUGCUCAUCAACGUGCCGACGGUGUCGUUCGGGCUGGCGCUGGGCUGGGUGUCGCUGGCGAGCGGGGAGAGCGGCGAAGGCGCGGUAGUCGCGGCCGUCACCACCUUCGCGGCGUCACUGCUGGGCGUGCCGCUCAGCGCACACGCGCUCACUUACGGCAGGAAGUUCGCAGUCAUAGCCACCUCUGCCACCUUCGUAGCGUGCUGGGCGCUGAAGCUGUCGGGCGGUGCGUGGUGCGUGCUGGCGGCGCGCGUAGCGGCCGGCCUGGGAGCAGCCGCCACCUGGGGACAGGCGCCGCUGCUCGCGCAGGAGAUGUGCAGCGCGAGGUGGCGCGGUGCAGCGGCGGCGGCGUUGGUGCCGGCACACAACCUGGGCGUGCUCCUCAUGUACCUUGCCGCGCAGGCGCGUCUGCCGCACGCAACAGUGUUAUGGUGGUGCCUGGCGCUCUCCGUUGUCCACUGCUUCGCGUUUCUGCUUAUGCCCGAGUCACCUGCAUUCCUCGCCGCCAGCGGGAAACUUGAAGUAAGUGCGGCGGAACGGGCACUGCGCUGGUUACGCGGCGCGCCGGCUGCUGGGACACUGCGCGAUGAGCUGGCCACGCUGCCCGCGCCCGACGCCGGCGGCACCUCCUGGUAUGCCCUCGCCAAGGACAUGAUGAGCGAUAAGUGCCGGCGUCGCGCUUUCCUCAUAGGCGGGUUUGCGGUAGUGGGGCAGGAGAUGUGCGGCGUGCUCGCUCUACUGCAGUACGCCGAGCGCGUGUUUCUGCUCGUGCAGGACGCGGGCGGCGACGGGACCCGCGCGGGCUCGCUCUCGGCAGACAACGUGACGCACGCGGUGGUGGCAGAGCGGGUGCUGGUCUCGCCCGCGGGGCACGCCGUUAUCCUUGGCGCUGUGCAGCUCGCCGCCUCCGUCGCGGGCCUCUACCUCGUAGAACGUCUCGGCCGCAGGCCGAUGAUCGUGUGGUCGGGGGUGACGACGGGGCUGGGAUUGGCGCUCGGCGCCGCACUGCUGCCGCUGCGCCCGCUGGCGGUGCUGGGCGGCGUGGCGCCAGCCGGCCUCGCGUUAGCCGUCGCCGUCGCCGCGGACUCCGCAGGCCUGCAGCCCGCACCCUACGCUCUGCUAGCCGACAUGUUUAAUUACAAGUACCGGGGCUGCGCAGUGCUGCUGGUGACGGCGGCGGGCUGCGUGGCCAAUGCGCUGGAGGCGGCGGCGUUCCCGCUGGCGGCGGCGCUGGGCGGGCUGCGCGUGGCGCUGGCGCUGGCCGCGGCGCUCACGCUGGCCUACGCCGGCGUCGCGCACUGCCUCGUGCCCGAAACGCGCCGUCGCACCCCUCGGGAGAUCUACGCAGCGCUCUGCCCGCCGAGCUCCGAUAAACGAACGCAUCUACGCAACCUGCCGCGCUUCAAUAUAUUCACAUUGAAAGAUACUUUUAGCAGUUGUAGAAUCGAAAAAGGUGACGGUUACGUGAAUGGUGAUAUAGAUUCAAAGGGGAAAAAAAUUAAUAAGGAACACGAUGCGAAUGUAAAAAAAGUGAAAGAAGAUACGACGACGACGGGUGACGGGUGCGAGGUCGCGGGGCUCGGGGCGGCGGAGUGCGUGCAACACGUACCGCGGUGUCGCGAUGUCGUGCCGCCGCGACCUCGGCGCCACGCCACUCGAUGCGACGCAGCCGACCGUACAGCAGCACUUGUUCGUUCAGACAAAGCAUUGCGCAGCAUAUUUACAGAGGGUAGAUAUGGUGGUCGCCUAACAUUGCUUCAAAUGGGGCUGUUGGAUCGCGUUUCGGGCUGGCUGAGCGGCGGGCGCACGCGGGCCACCGUGCUGGUGCUGGGCCUCGACAACAGCGGCAAGAGUUCGCUGCUGCGUGCGCUGCGGCCGCACGACUCGCCGGCCACGCACGGAGACCACUUUUCCAGCGGCGGCGUGACGUUCGAGGCGCACGAGGCGCCGGGGGCGGCGCGAUUGCGCGCGCUGUGGGAGCGGCACUUCUCGAAUGCCGACGCCAUCAUAUUCGUGGUGGACGCGGCAGACCAUCUGCGCCUAGUGGUGGCGCGAGAGGAGCUGCAGCUGGCGCUGGCGCACCCUGAGCUGCGCGCGCGCCGUUUGCCGCUUCUUGUGCUGGCCAAUAAGAGCGACGCGCCGCACGCGCUCUCCACAGCGCACGUCGCUGCCGCGUUGGGACUGGAGCGCGUAACGGACAAGCCGUGGCAUGUAUGCAGCAGCAGUGCUGUGUGCGCUGGGGGCGCCGGGCUGGCCGACGGCGUCAGCUGGCUGGCGCGCCAGCUGCGCGACGCUGCUGUGCAUGGCCACUAGCGCGAUUUAAGAGCAAAUCAGCCGGUAAUUCGUAAAUUGCGAAGUCUACUGCGAGUAAAAUGAAAUUGUGACAUUGAAAUACUAUGGAUACAAAAUCUGUCGGCUGUCGGUUGUGCAAAUGAAUGAUUAAAUAAAACUUUUCUUGUAGCACACUGACUAUUGCUCUGCGAAAGACAAUCGUCAUGGAAGCAAAGUAUAGCGUGAUUAAAAUUUCUACUUUCUCCAAAAACUUAUAUUAUUUUUUUACAAAGUUGCAGUUACCAGUUAACCUUGC
Messenger RNA from Papilio machaon (common yellow swallowtail), 3254 nucleotides. RefSeq lists its product as uncharacterized. Lineage: Eukaryota; Metazoa; Arthropoda; Insecta; Lepidoptera; Papilionidae. Gene Ontology annotation, biological process: transmembrane transport. The transcript has 14 exons. Gene Ontology annotation, cellular component: membrane. The record is from RefSeq and is a predicted model, not a curated record. Bases 599 to 2980 code for a protein of 793 amino acids. Gene Ontology annotation, molecular function: GTPase activity; transmembrane transporter activity; GTP binding.